Molecule: messenger RNA, 4024 nt
Organism: Camellia sinensis
Lineage: Eukaryota; Viridiplantae; Streptophyta; Magnoliopsida; Ericales; Theaceae
Gene: SAD2
Product: ARM repeat superfamily protein
Biological process (GO): protein import into nucleus
Cellular component (GO): nuclear envelope; cytosol
Molecular function (GO): small GTPase binding
Source: RefSeq, a predicted model, not a curated record
ACUCUCUCCAACCCCCCCCUCUCUCUCUCUCUCUCUCUCUCUCUCUCUGUAUUGCCUCAUAAAUUCUAGCCUUCCAUAAACCCUAGAUGCACCAGAUGAUUUCUGUAUAGGGUUUAGAUUCACAACCAUCUUAGCUCGAUCCUCACAAUUCACUUCCCAUUCUUUCUCUCCUUCUCCUAUUUUCAUUGAUACAAACAUACAUAUAGAUAUAUAAAAAUACAAAAAAAAUGGAUCUUCAUAGUCUCGCCGUCGUCUUCCAAGCUGCCCUCAGCCCCAAUCCCGAUGAACGCAAAGCUGCCGAAGAGAGCCUCAAUCAGUUUCAGUACACACCUCAGCAUUUGGUGAGGCUGUUACAGAUAAUUGUAGAUGGGAAUUGCGAUAUGGCGGUACGUCAGGUCGCCAGUAUCCAUUUCAAGAACUUCAUUGCAAAGAACUGGUCACCACAUGAUCCGCAUGAGCAGUCAAAGAUCUUGCCCAGUGAUAAAGACAUGGUUAGGCAGAACAUUCUUGUCUUUGUAGCCCAAGUCCCUCCUUUGUUGAGAGUACAGCUGGGUGAGUGCCUCAAGACAAUUAUCCAUGCAGAUUACCCGGAGCAAUGGCCCAGUCUUUUACAAUGGGUGAAACAUAAUUUACAAGACCAGCAAGUUUAUGGAGCUUUGUUUGUUCAGAGGAUUCUUUGUAGAAAAUACGAGUUCAAGUCAGACGAGGAGAGGACACCGGUUCAUCUCAUUGUCGAGGAGACAUUUCCUAAUCUGCUAAGUAUAUUCAACAGCCUUGUUCAGAUUGUCAACCCUUCAUUGGAAGUGGCGGAUUUGAUCAAGCUAAUCUGCAAAAUAUUCUGGUCAUCCAUAUAUUUGGAGAUUCCAAAACAGUUAUUUGAUCCAAAUACCUUCGAUGCUUGGAUGGUUCUUUUCUUAAAUGUAUUGGAAAGGCCUGUCCCAGUUGAAGGCCAACCUGCUGAUCCGGAGCUCAGGAAAUCAUGGGGAUGGUGGAAGGUAAAAAAGUGGACAGUUCACAUUUUGAACCGCCUGUACACCCGAUUUGGAGAUUUAAAACUUCAAAACCCAGAAAACAAAGCUUUUGCCCAAAUGUUUCAGAAGAACUAUGCAGGAAAAAUUUUGGAGUGCCAUUUGAAUUUGUUGAAUGUGAUUCGCGUUGGUGGCUAUUUGCCCGAUAGAGUUACAAAUCUUGUUUUGCAAUAUAUAAGCAACAGUGUUUCGAAGACCAGUAUGUACAAUCAGCUGCUACCAAGACUUGAUGUUGUUCUUUUUGAGAUAAUUUUUCCACUUAUGUGCUUUAAUGACAAUGAUCAAAAGCUUUGGGAUGAAGACCCACAUGAAUAUGUGAGGAAGGGAUAUGAUAUAAUUGAAGAUCUGUAUAGUCCCAGGACCGCUGCGAUGGAUUUUGUGAGUGAGUUGGUAAGAAAGCGUGGGAAAGAGAACCUUCAAAAGUUUAUACUAUUCAUCGUGGAGAUUUUUAAGAGAUAUGAUGAGACAACGGUGGAAUAUAAGCCCUAUCGACAGAAAGAUGGUGCUCUUCUAGCUAUUGGGGCACUAUGUGAUAAAUUGAAGCAAACUGAGCCUUACAAGUCUGAACUUGAGCGUAUGUUAGUUCAACAUGUUUUCCCUGAGUUCAGCAGUCCUGUGGGACAUCUUAGAGCCAAGGCGGCGUGGGUUGCAGGACAAUAUGCCCAUAUCAACUUUUUGGACCCAAACAAUUUUCCUAAAGCAUUGCAUAGUGUUGUUGCGGGGAUGCGUGACCCAGAGCUUCCAGUUCGUGUUGAUUCAGUCUUUGCAUUGCGUUCAUUUGUUGAAGCUUGCAAAGAUUUGAGUGAAAUCCGACCAAUUCUUCCACAGCUUCUUGAUGAGUUUUUUAAACUUAUGAAUGAAGUUGAAAAUGAGGAUCUUGUAUUUACUCUCGAGACUAUUGUGGACAAGUUUGGGGAGGAGAUGGCACCGUAUGCUCUUGGAUUAUGCCAGAAUCUGGCUGCUGCAUUUUGGAAGUGUAUGAACACCGCAGAAGCUGACGAUGAAGCUGAUGAUCCUGGUGCUUUGGCAGCAGUUGGUUGUUUGCGUGCCAUAAGCACAAUUCUUGAAUCUGUGAGCAGGCUUCCCGACCUUUUUGUCCACAUUGAGCCAACUCUGCUUCCGAUAAUGCGUAGGAUGUUGACCACUGAUGGGCAAGAGGUCUUUGAGGAAGUUUUAGAAAUUGUGUCAUAUAUGACGUUUUUUUCGCCUACAAUAUCCCUGGAAAUGUGGAGUCUAUGGCCAUUGAUGAUGGAAGCAUUGGCUGAUUGGGCUAUUGAUUUCUUUCCAAAUAUCUUGGUUCCGUUGGACAACUAUGUAUCCAGAAGCACAGCACAUUUUCUGACAUGCAAAGAACCAGACUACCAGCAAAGCCUUUGGAAUAUGCUUUCAUCUAUCAUGGGAGAUAAAAAUUUGGAGGACAGCGACAUCGAGCCUGCUCCUAAGCUCAUCGAAGUGGUGUUUCAGAACUGCCGAGGACAAGUGGAUCAAUGGGUUGAGCCAUAUCUUAGGAUUACAGUUGAGCGGUUCCGUCGAACUGAGAAAGCAUACUUGAAAUGCCUUUUGAUGCAAGUGAUUGCUGAUGCUCUUUACUACAAUGCAUUUUUUACUCUCAACAUAUUGCAAAAGCUCGGUGUUGCUACGGAAAUCUUUAACCUUUGGUUCCAGAUGUUGCAGCAAACUAAGAAGAGUGGAGUACGGGCUAAUUUUAAAAGAGAACAUGAUAAGAAAGUCUGCUGCUUGGGGUUAACGUCACUGCUUCCACUUCCUGCCAAUCAAUUGCCAGGGGAGGCUUUAGGACGUGUUUUCCAGGCUACUCUUGAUCUACUUGUUGCAUACAAAGAGCAAGUAGCAGAAGCUGCCAAGGAAGAAGAGGCCGAAGAUGACGAUGAUAUGGAUGGUUUGCAAACUGAUGAUGAGGAUGAUGAUGGAAAUGGGUCUGACAAGGAAAUGGGAGUUGAUGCGGAGGAUGGGGAUGAAGCUGACAGUUUAAGAUUUCAAAAACUAGCUGCACAAGCAAGGGCUUUCCGUCCAAAUGAUGACGACGAUGACGACUCAGAUGAUGACUACAGUGACGAUGAAGAAUUGCAAUCGCCCAUUGAUGAGGUUGACCCUUUUGUUUUCUUCGUGGAUACCAUUAAAGCUUUGCAAGCAUCAGAUCCAUUGAGGUUUCAGAACCUCACACAGACGCUUGACUUCCAUUAUCAAGCGCUAGCAAAUGGUGUUGCUCAGCAUGCUGAGCAGAGAAGAGCAGAGAUUGAGAAGGAAAAAUUGGAGAAAGCAUCAGUGUCUGCUGCAGCUGCCUCGUGAUUUCAGUUGGUGGAAACAACAUUGUAGCUCGAAUUUUGCUCUGCUCCCCCAGUUCUUUGGUUACACCAUUUCUUUUGUAAUGGUUUAGGAAUACCAGGAGUUAUUGCAAAGUCUGGAUGGAGUUUUUGGUUGGUUCAUCUGUCAUGGAGGUCUGUGAACCAAAAAAACUGUCAUUCAGGUCCCAAAGAUGAGCAGAAAGUAGAGAAGCAAACUCUGCUGCUCCUCGUUCUUGAGCAUGGGUUUGGAUAAGUCAUUUUGUCUGGUGAGUCGGCUAUUCUAUGGCAGAAGAUGCCUUUCCCCACAUUUUCUAUUCUCAAUUAUGUAGUUGUAGUUACAAUUUCAUAGUGAUCAAAUUUUCGAUUAUUGUUGUGAGAAGCCCUUGUAUCUGGUUUAGAAAGGGAGGGUGGUUUCAUGCAUAGUGUCCAUGAUGUGUCAUUUCAUCCCCAUAGUUAUCAAGUGCAGUGUUGAUGGCUGUCUUGAAAUUUUUAUAUGCAUUUGGAGGGGGUGAGGGUGAAACUACAAUUUUUUUUUUUUUGUUGAAAAUUUUCGGUUAAUAGUCUUAUGAAUAUUAUAUUGUGUCAUUGGUUAAUUUGGGGUUUGGAGGUUUUGGUCAUAGCAAGGAGGCUUGCUGUAAAACAGUUGUUUCAUUCUUUAUAUGUGGAUUAAUGGAGAGAAUAUUGGUUUUUAUA